AUGCUCUUGUGCUCUCGCUCUCACUCUCGUGCUCUUACUCUCAUGCUCUCGCUCUUGUUCUCGUGCUCUCGUGCUCUCUCGCUCUCGCUUGCUUCCUGGGAGAAGUCCGGCCACUGCCCUCCGCCGCUGACCAAGAAGCUGACCAGCCCUGCGCUGUGUGGGACGCUGUGCUCGGAGGACGAGGGCUGCCCCGGGCAGGAGAAGUGCUGCCAGACCACCUGUGGGCACGCCUGCAAGGCCCCCCUGGAAGGUGACGAGCAAGGGGUGGGGGCUCUGGUUCGGGGGCAGGGGGACGCUUCGUCGGGAGGAGGUCGCAGAUCUUCAAGGGACCCAUGCAUUCACCCAGGAGAGGGGAGCAUUUUCAUGCCCCGGAAGGUCACAGGAGACCUAUCCACGGGAGAGCUGUCCGAUGAUGAAAGCAAGGGCAGAUAA
Anolis carolinensis (green anole) is the source of this 432-nucleotide messenger RNA. RefSeq names its product WAP four-disulfide core domain 3 (gene wfdc3). Gene Ontology annotation, molecular function: peptidase inhibitor activity. Bases 1 to 432 code for a protein of 143 amino acids. Gene Ontology annotation, cellular component: extracellular region. The record is from RefSeq and is a predicted model, not a curated record. The transcript is spliced from 2 exons. Lineage: Eukaryota; Metazoa; Chordata; Lepidosauria; Squamata; Anolidae.